AUGGUGAACACCAGUUCCGCCGUUCCUUUUACAUUCGAAGCAUCUUCCUACUCUCAUUUUCUCGGAAUUGAACAAACUGAGACUGCCAUGAUAUGUUGGCUCCAGAAACAGGAGCAUGAUACUCUUCCAGACUCCCUCUUUGCCACAGCUUCCGUGCUGUUUGGAUGGAUUGACUCUCACGAUCUUAUAGCUCUCCUUGACGUGAGCCUCCGGGAGGUUGCGAUACAGCUUGAGCGAGAACAUGAUUUUGGCAAUACCCUGGAUGAUUCUGACGCAAGCCGAAUACCAUUUGGUUCCCCGCGUGCAGAAGCUGUUCAUUUCUACGAAUACCUUACAGGGCCCAACGAUCGAUUUCUCUCCCUGCCUCGCUUGUUGAAAACAUGGGUCGACAAUACCACAUAUUGCGCUUACAUAAUCGCAUCCCUAGCAGAAUUCAAACCCUCAUGUAAUCGCGACAGCUUCAAAACAAAGGAAUGCAAGAGUCUGGCUAUCCUUAAAUCCGAUCUACAUAUGCUUGGACUGAAGAAGCAGCGUGCGCAGGUCGAAGUGGACAUGCUUUCUGAAGCAAUAGCACGCAUGUCUGAGUUCGAGCACACUGACGACGGCAUAUCUUCCGGAAGUUCAAUGACGUGUGUGUCACGUCCGCCUGAAACCAGUGUGGGCUCGUUCGAUGAUUGGUUGUCCUCAUAUGCCUCUUCUGACAUAUCAUCAGUCAUGUGA
Molecule: messenger RNA, 720 nt
Organism: Suillus fuscotomentosus
Lineage: Eukaryota; Fungi; Basidiomycota; Agaricomycetes; Boletales; Suillaceae
Exons: 5
Coding region: 1-720 (239 amino acids)
Source: RefSeq, a predicted model, not a curated record